Molecule: messenger RNA, 3108 nt
Organism: Hydractinia symbiolongicarpus
Lineage: Eukaryota; Metazoa; Cnidaria; Hydrozoa; Anthoathecata; Hydractiniidae
Exons: 1
Coding region: 361-2475 (704 amino acids)
Source: RefSeq, a predicted model, not a curated record
GCCUAUGAUUAUCGUUGUGUUAGCGCGCAAUGAAAACUAAGCUUAAUAAACAGAAACAAAAAACAUAUUUGAAAUACCCUAGCACAAGGGGAAAUACCCUGGUCAAUAGAAUUUUCCCUCAUUAAAAAGUUUAUUUUAUAAAUUUGGCAAUGAGAUGCAUAGUCCUUAUUACUUUUGUUUUGUUGUUAGCAUAUUUUUUAAAACCGUUUUGAAAAUUGUGUAACUUUAAAGUUGUUGUUGUUCUUUGUUCUGACAACAUGUAGUUUUAUGUUUAUCGGUAAUGUUUGGCUAUGUAACAGAUCUUACAUACUUACAACACCUAACUUUCAAUUUACAGAAUAAUUUAAAAAAGAAACCACCAUGUCGGCAUUAAUAGGGGUGCUUUUGGAUGUGUCUGGAUCAAUGGAAAAAAGUAUCGGUACCGACGUUCGUGAAGAUGGCGGAGCCUGGGCGCGUUCCAUAUUUCAAGUUUUAGACGACCUGAUUAAACACGAUGUUUCACAGGAGAAUAAAGUGUUUGCCCUUGCAGUGGGUGGUAGAAAAUACAUGGAAACCUUUGAUUUACUGAACACUGUUCGAAAACAUCUGGAGCGUCGUAAAGCAUACAAUAAUUAUUUUAAAAUAGAUAUCAUAGAACAGUGUUUACAUUUGUUAAAAGAAGGUGGUGCUCCAUAUGUUGAUAAAUGGACUAGUAUAAGCACGAUUGAUGAGGCUGUUUCUCUUGAAGAUGCAGAAUUGAUGCUUGACGAGCUUACAUACGACUGUAAAUUCAAAGAAAGAGUGGCAUUGGAAUAUCUACCUGGCCCAUGUCGGAAUAAAGUAGCAUCUACUGCUCGAGAUAAAGCAGCAUAUGCUGCUUCAACAGCUGACAGUGUAUUAAAAACAUUUCCGAAUGCUGUUUCAAUGGUUGAAGGUGUAUUAAAACGUAUUCUGACUGACUUUAGUUUGAGUAUUGAUGAGGAAAAAAUUGGUUUAAUUGCAAAUAAAAGAGAUAUUAGGGAAGUUGUGUCUCAGGCCAGGGAAUAUUUACUGAAGCGAGAUGAACAUACUAUUAUUGGUAAUUCUGUCAUUACUGUUCAUCAAGCUGCUGAAAUUUUGCACGGUUGUAUAGAAAACAAAGAAAGCUUAACAGAGGGUCAAAUUAAUGAAUUAAUGGAAGUGGUUGAACCGUUUAUAUACGGUAACACACCCCUUAUUACUGCAAUGCGACAAGCCACACAAAUAUUUGAUUUCAGUCCUAAAUAUCAGCAACAAAAAAGAGUAUUGUUCAUAUUGUCAGAUGGUGAUCCCUCUGAUGGUGUUUUAUCAGAUGUACCCAUGGCAACACUAGAAACCCUAGAUGUCACUGUCAUCUGCUGCUUUAUAACAGAUAUGUCCAUUGAUGAGCCAAAAAGGCUUUACAGUAAAGAGCAGGAAAAUUGGUGCAAAGAAGCCAACUUUAUGUUCCACGUCAGCUCAAAGGUUCCAACACAACUCUUACCCCGGACUAUAUUUGUUAAGCGAGGCUGGAACGUGGAUGUCGAUAACAACGAGACAAGAUUGUUCAUCCAGGCUAAUCAUCCAGAUAUUAUAGCUGAGGCUUGCGAUUUAGCUAGAAAUGUUGUUUGUUGCCAAGAUGCUUUGACAGAUGUACUAUCGUCAGUGUCGCUAGAUAUGUACAUCAACCAAAGCCAGCAGAAUUUUGGAGCUCAAAAGCAGGUAGGGGGUACAUGUUAUGCAAAUGCUACUGCAGCUGUUCUUCACCUUUCUAUGCAUCGUAUCAUAGGACGAGAUGGUGGUUAUCCUGAGUUUGAUACUUUAAGAGAUAGCAUUAUAGCUACGUAUGGUAAGAACGGUGCGAGCACAGCAAAAGUAUUAGAGGAAGUCUGUCCAAGGUAUCGUCUGCAGUUCAAAGAAGUGGAUACUGUGCAUGCGUUGAAUUCUGUGACUUCGAAGCGACCUGUAUUGGCGCGGUUUUACCUAACUAGCAGUGAAUGGGAGAUAUUUUCGAAAUUUUAUCGUGAAAAUCCACGAGGAAUAUUAUCGAAAGCGGUUCUUGACAUUACACAACGUCCUCGAAAUGCAAAGCUUCAAGGUCAUGCCGUUGUGUUGACCAGCUUCAACAGUGAAUGUUUACGUCUAAUGAACUCGUGGGGGUGCAACUGGGCUGAUCAAGGUUUCUUCCGUGUGAGUAACGCCAGCGUGCUUCAGCUUUAUUUUAUUGAUGUUUACUGGACAUUGAAUGAUCUAAAACUAUCGGAAAUUGACGCAUAUGACCGUUACGGUGCCGCAGUCGCAGAUGUGCUGACUAAUAAUUUAAAAGGUUUACAAACGGCGCGUUACACUUGUCCGCUGUGUGGCGUAUCAUCCCUUGUGUCAGAAUUUUCUGGACGUCUUGACAAAGCUACAUGUCCAAAUUGCACAGAUGAGUUUCAAGCAAAUCAAACAUGCAAUAUAUUGGCCUUGAACCUUUACCUCACAUCUUUAUGUUAUUAAAUUUGAUAACGGAACUUUAAUUUUGAGAGUUUAAGCAUGGUUUAAGUCUUAUUUCCACCACAUCCAUAGGCAGUAUUUUUAUGCACGCAUUUAGAAAUAUUAUUUAUUUAAAGUUUAUUUCUUUGUCAUUUUGUUUAUUUGUAAACGUUUUGCUUCGAAAUACCCUACAUUUUUCGGAACACCUUCGGCUUGGGGUACAUAAAAAUAAAAUUUGUUACCAUCGCACUUGCAGAUAUAAUAAUCCAUGUUUAUAACAUUACAAUUUUAACAUUUACCAACCCUACCAACUUCGAUCCUACGACUUGUAGUAGCGUUUUUUCGAUAUGAGCGCUAAAGGCAUGGGAUUGAGGUUGAGUGUCCUACCUUCUUUUUUAUAACUUUGAAACGUUUCAUCUAAUUUCCUAGAAACAUUCAGAAACCGAUUUUUUUCUCUAAAUUUGAAAUAAAUUUGUGAAAAUACUUUCAGCAAAUUUUUGACCGAUUGUAUGCCAAGCUCAUUUUCAAAAGAAACACGUGCAUGUAUUUAGGAGGUCUUACUUUGUAAGCAUUUUAAUUGUACGUAGUUAUUUCGGGUAAUUAGUUAAUUACGCUGUAGUUAUAUUAAUUGUCUGAAAAAAAUCGUGCAGAAGUUGA